Messenger RNA from Cinara cedri, 3472 nucleotides. NCBI's taxonomy places the organism in Eukaryota, Metazoa, Arthropoda, Insecta, Hemiptera, Aphididae. The record is from the annotation of a GenBank genome assembly.
CUUUGUGUAGUUUUCACCUUAUCGUUAAAAAGUAAAUUUUGGUAAAGGUGUCGCUUACAUCAAACAGUCGAUAUCAUGUGUUUGUUUGUCUAUUACCAAAUUCUAAUCAUCAGUGACUUUAUGAAUUCUAUCGGUUAGUGGGUAUUAAUUUUUGUUUUUGUUAUUUUUUUCAUCUCAGUUGUCGAGAAUAAACGAGAAAUGACUAUUUAGUAGCUAAGGGCUUUUCAUUUUUAUAUUAAUAUAUACUGGUUAACUACGAUGUCUGAUACUCCGUCAGGAAAACUGAGGAAACAAGGAGUAUCGAAUUCGGUAAUUUAUUGUUAGCUUCCUUAGAUUAUUGAAUUCGCUCUCAUCUAUCAUAUAUCAUUUUUUUACAGAAUGUUACCAAAUUGACACCAUCUUCGCCUGAAAUAAUCAGCCGCCAUCAAGCUACAAUUAAUAAAGGUAAUAUACUGAUCAUUUAGUAUUUUAGUGGCCCAGAUUAUUUUUAAUACAUUACACUACAUACUUUUUUAUAAUACUGGUAUUAUCACAGGGCAUAGUUGGAUUCAUAACAGUUGAUCAACCAUACUCAACCUUUUUUUUUUUUACUUGGGUUACAUAAGUACAUAUUUUUGUAAAGAAAUGUGAGAAAGAGUAAUUAAAGUGACUAGAGAUGAGAUAUCUAGUGCCUAGUACUAUGAUACAUUGAUAUUUACAUGUUUGAUAUAAUACCUAGAAUCUAUAGAUAUAAGUAGCUAUAGGCAGGGCUAGCUUAAGAAACUUUAAUACGGUUAUGAUUCAUGCCCAAAUUUAUUUUUAAGGCUAAUGUAAAAAAUCCGCCAUUCGUUAAUUGAUACAACUGAAAUACAUGUUAAAAACCUUAAUUAAAAUUUAAAAAAAACUACAUUACAAAUUUCACUCGGCAUAUAUUAAUAAAUACAAAUUAUUAACCAAUAUUAGAAUGUGUUUUAAUGUGCAGACCCAUUGAAUUUAGAUCUCUAUACUUUAUAGUCUGGUAUUUUGAUUAAUCGAAUCUAUUGAACUGGUAUCUGUUUCAUUCAAUACAAAUGCCCUUAUAAUGUACAUUGUUUUUAAGAUUUCUUUUCUUUACUAUAUUAUUGUAUUAUUUAAGUUUUCUUAAUAUUACUACUGAUAUUUCUAAUAUUUGUGUUGCAUUAUCCAUGUCAGGGAUCGUUAACUUUAAGUUACUCGAGGCAAAUGUUUAGAAUUUAAAAAUCCAGCAGGCCAGAACAUAAAAAGUAAAAAAAUUGUCAUUGAAAUUUACAAUUAGCAUUUAUUUUAUAAAAUUUGUAUAACUUGUUUAAUGUGAGAUUUGAGGAUAUGUAGUUGCAGAUGAUAAUUCAGCAAAAUCAACUACUAUUUCUGAAAUGAUAACAUGUAAUAAGGGACUGCAUGUUUCAUCUGUAAGGCAAUUUUUUUCCUUUGAUUUGAUAUGCUUAAUUUUAGAAAAUGUAACAUUCCUAAUAUAACCAAUCUUCUAACUACCUCUUCUGGUAGCCUGACACAUGAUACUCAUCAAUUAUCAUUGCAGAUAGAAAAUUUUAUUGAGAAUUCAUCCAAGCUGUGUAUAGAAUAAUCAAACCUGGUUUCAUUUGUUGUAUUUUAAGACUUCAAUGUGAUAAUACGAUAUUAUUAAUGGCAGUUAGUGUGAAAAUAAUUUUGUAUUAUUUGUAAUAAUAGUUAUUUUUAUACUAAAUGUGUUGCAGAACUAGAAAAUAACAGCCAGAAAAGUACAAGCUGUACAAAAAAAAGAAAACCUAAUGAAUCUGAAAAAAAUGUUAAAGCGACCACCUCAAUUGGUACAUCUCAUCCAAUAAAUACAAAAAAAUUAAAAAUUCAAAAAGUAACCAAAGAUCAGGAAACCCUUGAAAAUAAUACAAGGUCACCUAGAAAGUUAUUAGCGCCUAAUUAUAAAAAUACAAACAAGUUUGAGUAUAUAAAUUCCACUGUCAGUAAUAAUAAAAAAUCGAAUGAUGAAAAAGAUAAGAAAGAGGAGACCUUAGCAAAAAUUGAUAGUAAUAAUGAAAAGUUUAAAUUACGAUGUGAUGAUACUGCAUUUUUAAAAAUGCCUACCAUGUCAAAUGAUAACGCUGAUGCUUUAUAUAAUUUUAUUAUUUCUGAUGAUAGAGCAAGACAAUACAUAUUAAAUGGAAAAAUGCUGGAUCUUGAAAUUGACAAAGUUUAUGAUCUAAAAGGAAAUGCUUAUGAUCCAAAAGAAAUUGAUAAAAUUGUUGAUCACAUAAUUAUUUUCGGUGUUCAUUAUUAUUUAGUUAAAUGGAAAAAUUGGUCUAAAGGGUUUAAUACAUGGGAAUGUUUUGAUGAUCUGUCAAAUUCACAACGACUUUUGGGUGAUUAUGUAGCAGAUAAAACAAAUGAUUUAAAUAACUUUAAACCAAUAAAUGGAAUGCAUUUAAUGUUAUCCAGAAAAUUAAUUUCAUACUUUUUCGACUUAUUUAGAACUGAAGAUGGUCUAUCUUUGCCAUCAAUUUCUCCCGAAGAUAUAUCUGGUUUGUUCAAUAGCCUUGAUAUUGGUCCUCAAGCAAAUCAAAUAAAACGAAAGCAAGCGCUAAAUUUAUAUUUGGGUACAAUUUCUUUAAAUAGUUACCGGUAUUGUCAAUUAGUUGCUCUCAAACAAUGGGAGAUCGAUAUCAAUGUAUUAUCAAAUAGUUAUCUUAUCAAAGUAGAAAAUAAUAUGGAUCUUGAAGGGCCUCCGAAAUCCUUUGUAUAUGUUACCAAAUAUGUUCCUCGAGGAAAUGUUGACAUAUCAAAUGAUCCGCCUAUUGGCUGUGAUUGUACAAAAAAUUGUCAAUUUUCCAAAAAAUGUUGUAAUGAGCUUUCUGGUUAUUCAAGAGUUUAUGAUGCAAAUAAAUGCAUCACUGUUGCCCCUGGUUGCCCGAUUUAUGAAUGUAACCGAAAAUGCAAGUGUAAAAGUACUUGUAACAAUAGAGUCGUCCAGUUAGGCACUACUGUAAAUAUUUCCAUAUAUAAAACACGAAAAUGUGGUUGGGGUAUUAAAACCUCUCAAAAUAUAAAAAAAGGACAGUUUAUAGCCUUAUACACUGGAGAAGUAAUUACAAUAAAUGAAUCAGAAAAACGAUUGCAGGAAAAAACAUCUUUUUUAGAAUACAUGUGGAACUUAGAUUUUGAUGAUCAACAUAAUUUUGAAUAUAUUAUUGAUGGUUCAAAUUAUGCCAACUUCACACAUUUUAUUAACCAUUCAUGUAACGCCAAUCUAAAUGUAUAUGCAGUUUGGAUUAAUUGUCUAAACAGAAGUCUUCCAGAACUGGCAUUGUUUUCUAGUAGAGAAAUUUCAGCUGGUGAACAACUAACUAUCAAUUAUUUUUCUCGGUGCAGUAAAAAUAACAUUUUGAAAAAAACUGGUAUUAGGUGUCAAUGUAAUAUGAAAAAUUGCCAAGGCUACUAUUUUUAAUAGUUACAUUAUUUGUAUUACUUAAGUAUAGGAUUUCUC